CGCGAACCGAACUCCUCAGUCACGCCGAAGUCACGCUAACGCGAGCACGCGAGCCCCGACCGGAGUGAAGAGCCGCAGAAACACUUCCAGAAUGCCGGGUGGACGUCCGUUGUGGCAGGUUGCCGGCAAGCGCAUCCCCGAGGAGGAGGUGGAGGCGCAGCAGUGGAUCGAGAGCGUCGUCGGGGAGAGGUUCCCUCCUGGAGUGCCCUACGAGGCGGCGCUGCGGGACGGCAUCCUGCUGUGCAAGCUGAUGAACCGCCUGCAGCCCGGCAUCAUCGCCAGGAUCAACACCUCUGGCGGCGACUACAAGAUGAUGGACAACCUGGGCCAGUUCCAGAAGGCCUGCACUAAGUACGGCGUGCCCGACGUGGACCUGUUCCAAGCCGUGGACCUCUGGGAGGGCAAGGACAUCGCGGGCGUGACGCGCACCAUCUUCGCCCUCGGCCGCACGUGUUACAAGCACCCCGAGUGGCGAGGCCCCUGCCUGGGGCCGCGGCCCGCCGAGGAGAACCGACGCGAGUUCAGCGAGGAGACGCUGCGUGCCGGGGAGGCCAUCAUCGGGCUGCAGGCGGGCCAAAACAAGGGCGCCACGCAGGCUGGCCAGAGCUUCGGCGCCACCCGCAAGAUCCUGCUCGGCAAGUGAGGGGCCUGGGAACGCGCCUGGCACGCCCCGGCCGAGGAGGCCGCUCACCUCGUGUUUCUUUAUUUUUGUACUUGUCUUAGCAUGUAAGUUAUUUGAUAAUUAAGGAAGAACUGUUACAGUGCGUAACUGUAAAGAUACCAAUGAAAGCAUUUCUUUUGACAGAA
This is a messenger RNA of Thrips palmi, 807 nucleotides long. RefSeq names its product muscle-specific protein 20-like. Lineage: Eukaryota; Metazoa; Arthropoda; Insecta; Thysanoptera; Thripidae. The transcript is spliced from 5 exons. Gene Ontology annotation, molecular function: protein binding. Bases 92 to 643 code for a protein of 183 amino acids. The record is from RefSeq and is a predicted model, not a curated record.